AUGUCAGACUUCUCAGCCUGGCUCGAAAAGAACAAAGCGCUCUGGACACGCGUCUACGAUGAGGUCAUUGGACCAGACCUUGAAGAGGAGUGGAAAAAGAGGGACGAAGCUCACGAGAAAGAGCUAAAAGACAGUAAGUAUACCCCGUUCCUGUCCCGUACUGAGCCUAACGCGCAGAAAGAGGAUGUCAAGCGGCAAGCGUUAUCAAAUCAUCUUGAAGAUCAAGUUGUGGAAAACUCACGUCUGAGAUCCGAGAACGAAGAGCUCAAAAAGAAGCUGGAGGACUUGUCCAGUAAUGCCCUGUCGAAGAUCAAUUCGGAUCAGGCAGCGACCGGCGCUUCCACGGCAUCCGAUAUGGAUCUUGCUGACAAGUUCAACGACCUCACCAAGAAGUACCAGGACCUUUCGCAAAAGAUCAGGUACCUGGAGAGGAAGAACUCGACUGUGAUGCAGAAGAACAAGGAUAUGAAGGAGAGUGCACCGAACCCGAGCUCGAGUCAGACCACCGAGGAUGAAAGCGCCGAGCAAAUUUCCAGGCAGACGCAAUUCACGGCUGGCGAUGAGGAUGACAUGCCGGAAUUUGUAUCAGCACGACCUCUAAAAAGGAAGCGCGGUCAGCCGUCCAAGCUACUACCAGUGCUGCUCGUCAUCAAAGGUCAAGCAGUGCGCCUUUCUCUCAACCCAUCAAACGAGAAGAUGAACAUUUGGAACACGCAAGCAUCAUCCGGCGAAGAGCCACCUCCAGCGGACGAGAACACAAGCAGACUCGCACCCCUGUUAGCACGAGCGAAGCUCAAUCGUAAGCUGCAUGACUCGACUAAUCUUGAUGGCAUGGGUUCGGCUCAGCUAUCCACCCAUAUGCCUGUCAAGAUCAAGGUGGAGCAAAACCCGACGCCUCCGCGAAGUUCUGCUGGUGCGACACCUGCAUCGCUACCCAAGAAACGGGACUUCAAACCCAAUCCCGCAUACAACCAAGGUUAUACCUACGCCUUCUCUGAGACCGUACGCAAACGCGGUGACCGCGCAUGUCUGCCUGGUUGUACCAAUCCAGACUGCUGCGGCUCCACAUUCCGCACCUUCGCUGAAGUUCAGGCUCCGCUCCCAGCCUCACAAGAGGAUGCGCUGCUCGAGGACUAUCUAGGUGAAGCCUACGACAACAUGAACUUGACACAGAUGUCGGCCGAGGAGCGACAGGAGCUUGUGCUCCAGGCACGCACGAAGAAAAUGGCCAAGGAAGCUGGCAAGCACCGUGAGGCUUACGAGCGACGUCGAACACCUCCAGGAUUUUGGCGGAUGGACUUCCCAACCACGCAGGAACAGCAAGAAGAUAGGGACAAAUCGAAAGAGCAAGAGAAAAGAGUUGUGCACGAGAGAUGGUUAGAGGCUCAGCGGAAGGGAGGGAAGUGGUUGUAUCGAGAUGAAUGA
Messenger RNA from Parastagonospora nodorum SN15, 1425 nucleotides. RefSeq lists its product as hypothetical. The coding region runs from base 1 to 1425 and encodes 474 amino acids. Gene Ontology annotation, cellular component: site of double-strand break. NCBI's taxonomy places the organism in Eukaryota, Fungi, Ascomycota, Dothideomycetes, Pleosporales, Phaeosphaeriaceae. Gene Ontology annotation, biological process: DNA double-strand break processing involved in repair via single-strand annealing; double-strand break repair via homologous recombination. Gene Ontology annotation, molecular function: flap-structured DNA binding; double-strand/single-strand DNA junction binding; single-stranded DNA binding. The record is from RefSeq and is a predicted model, not a curated record. The transcript has 6 exons.